Messenger RNA from Sorghum bicolor (sorghum), 2716 nucleotides. RefSeq names its product protein FAR-RED IMPAIRED RESPONSE 1. Gene Ontology annotation, biological process: regulation of DNA-templated transcription. Lineage: Eukaryota; Viridiplantae; Streptophyta; Magnoliopsida; Poales; Poaceae. The transcript has 3 exons. Gene Ontology annotation, molecular function: zinc ion binding. The record is from RefSeq and is a predicted model, not a curated record. Bases 374 to 2509 code for a protein of 711 amino acids.
CUCGCUUACCGUCACCGACCACGACCACCACUCGCUCCGCCCGCCGCCACCGACGCCGACGCCGCGCCUCCCGGGCGGGCAUACCCGCACCUUCUCCGCGGUCCGCACCCGCGGGCGGGACCAUUUCUGCGCCUCGGCGAUCCCUGCGUCUGCGUCUGCGCUCCCCCGGGGAAACCCGGCCAAUAUCCGCGGCGCUGAAGAAGCGACGGCGGCGCGGGGGCGAUUCGGGCGAGCGGGCGUAGUCGAGGAUCCUCGUGCCGCAGCCGAUCCUGUAUUCGUGUUCACUGAGCACUGGAAUCAUAUCCCUGAAGACCUCAAGCUGCACAACCAGAAUCCAUCUACGUUUCUUCUGGAUACUAGCACCUACCUGGUAAUGGCCGAAAUCGAACCCUUACAAGUGGUGGUGUAUGAAGGUAAUGCAGACCUACAGAUGUCUGGUGGUGAGGAUGAGUUUGUCGCCUUGCCAGGCAAUGGAUCCACAGAUGCGGCGCAGGAAGGUAACGCGGAUCCAGUGAAGGGAAUGAUAUUUGAUAGCGAGGACGACGCGAUCGCGUUCAGUCAGAGAUAUGCUCAGGAGAAGGGAUUCACUAUAACACGGAGGACCUCUAAAACCAUGGAUGAGAAGUUGCAGUAUUUCACUCUCGCUUGCAACAGGCAGGGGAAAGCUCAGUGCUCCAGAAAUAAGUUGAAUCAGAAUCCCUCCACAAAAACACAGUGUCCGGCUAAACUGAAUUUUAGACUUCAUGACACUGACAAGUUCUGCUUGACUUCACUCAUACUCGAGCACAACCAUGAUUUGAUUCCAAGCGAGACAGGGAUCAAUGUGUGCCGGAACAAGAUACCUGGGGUGAGAGCUAAAAGAAGAAGGCAAGAGUCAAGUGGCAGGUCAGAAGUUUGUGCGAACAAUGUGCAAGGUGGACACUAUGAAAAUCCACAGUUUGGUGAGAAUGAGUGCACAGACAAUUCUAAGGAGGAAACAAGGCUGAAGUUGUGUGCGAACAAUGCGCAAGGUGGAGGCUUUGAAAAUCCACAGCUUGGUGAGAAUGAGUGCACAGACAAUUCUAAAGAGGAAACAAGGCUGAAGUUUAGUGCCGAAGAUACACAUGUGCUUUAUCAAUACUUCUUCCGCAUGCAGUCCAAGAAUCCAAACUUUUUCUAUGCCAUGGAUUUUGAUGAAAAUUCCCGGCUGAGGAAUGUUUUCUGGGCAGACGCAAGAAGUAGGGCUGCAUAUGAAUCUUUCUCGGAUGUUGUGAAGUUUGACGCUGCCUACCUAACAAGCAAGUAUGAAGUGCCUCUUGCUUCUUUCGUUGGUGUAAACCAUCAUGGAGAACCAAUUCUUCUGGGCUGUGGCCUACUGUCAAAUCAGAACACAGAAUCUUUUGUAUGGCUGUUCAAAUCUUUGUUAGCUUGUAUGUCUUACAAACCACCAAAAGGUUUGAUUACCGAUCAGUGCGACGAAGUGCAGGAUGCUGUUGAGCAAGUUUUCCCUCAAACUUACCAUAGCUGGUGUCUGUUGAGUGUCAUGAAGAAACUCCCUGAAAAGCUCCGUGGAUUUUCGAAGUUAAAAGACUUUAGAUUCAUUUUCUCAAAUGUGGUCUAUGAAUCUCUGACAAAAUGUGAAUUUGAAAAAGGUUGGCUUGAGAUGACCAGCAAGUUUGGCCUUCAAGGCAAUUACUGGCUUAUUCAGCUGUGCAUUAAUUGGCAAAAAUGGGCACCUGCUUAUAUAAAAGAUACCUUUUGGGCUGGCAUGGCUGUCACAAAAGAGUGUGAAAGUGAAUAUGCUUUGUUUGAUGGAUAUGUCAGUUCUGGAACAAAAAUAAACCAGUUUCUAGAGCAAUACAGCAAAGCACUAAGAGACAUGGUUGAGAAGGAAAAAAAUGCCGAUUUUAAGUCUUCUCAUGAAGUGGCAUCUUGCAUCACUCAUUAUGAUAUUGAGAAGCAGUUCCAGUUAGUAUAUACAAAUAAAAAGUUUGAAGAAUUUCAGGAGCAGUUAAAAGGUAAAAUUUACUGCUAUCCAAAACUUCUGAAACAAGAAGGUACAUCUUACACGUUCAAUGUUGCUCAAGAUGUUAAAAUUAGGGAGCAACAACUUACAUUGGACUUUUCUGUCUGGUUUAACGGCGACGGAUGUGACGUGAAAUGUGCAUGUCGGCAUUUUGAAUUUCAAGGAAUCUUGUGCUGCCACAUCAUCUCUGUACUUACUCUGAUGAAGGUCAAAGAAGUGCCCUCCAAGUAUGUUCUGCAGAGGUGGAGAAAGGAUUUGGAACGUAGCUACACUUCUAUUGCCUGUUCGUAUGAUGAGAAUGUCAGCACACCAAUUGCACAGCGUUUUGAUGUGUUGUGCAAAUCGUUCUAUGGUGUGGCAGAGAAGGCAGCGACAUCAGAUGCACUGUUCGAGUCAGUGAUGGAUGGCCUUGCACAACUGAAAGUAAAGGUUGAGGCACAGCAUGCUAUCCCUAACCCUCAGAGUGGUAAUGCAUCAUCUGAGCGUCAAGACAUGGAGAUAUGAUGAGUAGUCCCUUUCUCCCAACAUGACAUGAAUAUCUGACAGUUUUCUGUUGUUACAAUGUAAAGAUAUAUCUAGCGUCUUCUAUAUCUGGAAUUGCAAGUAGUAAUGAACCAUGAUCAGAUGGUAGGAUGAUGUCGAGUCCAUUUCUCCUGACAUGACAUGAAUAUCUAUCAGGUUUCUUUUGUUCCAAUGUACUAUAAAGGUAUA